CAGUCGCGAGUCUCAGACCCUCCACGUGAGUAACAUCGACGCUUUCGGAGGCAAAGACCCCUCUCGCACACAGCAGAGCUUCAACUCCUUCGCUCAGUCGCAGGACUACUUUGCCUGGAUCUCCCUACAGGUCCGAAACUGCAAGUUCCACAACUUCUUCUCGGCCCACCGCGGCUCCGUCUUCUUUGUGUGGACUACAGGUAACGUGACAAUCGACGGUGACUCAGCUUUCACUUAUAACACAGUCGCAGACAGGAGAGAGGUCUUCGGCGGUGGGGCGGUUUCUCUCGGAUACAUCGCAGAGGAUGCCUAUGUCAAUAUCACAGCCACGUUCCACAACAACGCAGUAGUCUAUCCUUAUCCCUUUGGCUCUGAGCACGGAGAAGGUGGCGCUAUCUUUGCCGAGUAUAGCACAGGGCAUGUAUACAUCGGAGGAGAGUUUAAGAACAACUUCGCCGCAGACGGAGGGGCUGUGCACAUUAAGAACGUCGAGAGUGGCACCUUAACGCUGGAUGGCCAUUUCGAGCACAAUAUGGCCCUCGACACAGGCGCAGGCUGUCGCGGAGGUGCGCUCCGUAUCUUCAACCUGACAGCUCCGGUGAUCCUGCGUGGUACGUAUGUAGACAACUUGUCUGACACGGGUAGAGGGGCUGUAGUGGCUCUGAACAUCCUCAACCGAAACUCGAGCGUUGAGCUGGACGGGGAGUUCCGGCUGAACACGUGCGGCACUCAGGGCGCCGUGGUGUCGCAGACGUCGUCCUUUUUUGGUGAAAUCACCUACAAGAAGGGAUGCAAAAUGCUCGGCAAUGAAGGCUACGACAACCCGAAGUCGAAUAUUAUGUACAUCCAACGGCCUGUAGUACAGCGUUUAACGCACGAGGACCUUGUAGUGGACGCCUCCGGGGGGAUUGUUGAGGAUCUCAAGUUCGUUAUGAUCACGGCCUGAGGCAGACAUGGGGUAGAGAAGAAAACGUAAACGUUUGGCUUAAAGCUGGCGCUAUGACGGCUUAAAGCAGACGUGUAUAGAGGGACACACGUUAACGUUGAGCGCAUACCUGACACGGCACAUGUGUGUCACUUGAGCGUGCUAGAUUAGAGGAGGAUCCGAAGCAGGGUUUUCAGGUUUUAGGGUUUGUAUUCAACCCUAUGAGCCCGGAGGUGAACGAAUGGGUAGCGAGUAGUGUGUAUGCGAAGAUGCUCGGUACGGGAGAGGGGACUCUGACACAACCAGCCGAUCUUUAUACUAACCCACGCCUUAGCCACCUAUGAUAGUAGGAUACUGACCAACGGCUUAGCCGUCUAUUAUAGUCCAUGCAAUGGGGUGCGCUGUGUGGUGUGGUGUGGUGUAGUCAGGUAGACGGGCGCAGGUGCAUCUCUGACUAUCUGACCGGAUAAGGAAGUAGGAUCUGAUAAAACCCUAAACCCUACCCUAAAACCCAAGUGUAUAUAGAGUGAGAGGGGGGUAUUCAAUGGAUCCAGAAGAGUUGUCCGAAUGCUGUGGAAUUAGCGAGAUACGAUUACAACUCUGGUUAUCCCAAACGACCAUCCCCGUCCAGCUGACAGUGUUGCUUUGAUAGUCUAACAGAUGAGGUUGGAUGCGCAGAAUAGCAAACAACAAAUAGCAUUAAAGGAGCAAAUGAGACAAAAUGACCCGAAAACAAUAUUCGUGCACAUACCCAAUCCAAACAAAUCUUAAUAUUAACCCGAAUAAAUGUUUCCUCAGCUGACAAUGUGGCUUUGAUAGUCUAACAGCUGAGGCUGGGUGCGCAGAUUAGCAAAUAGCAAUUAAAGAAACCAAUUGGAACAG
This is a messenger RNA of Sphaeroforma arctica JP610, 1807 nucleotides long. RefSeq lists its product as hypothetical. The annotation marks the transcript as partial. The transcript has 6 exons. Lineage: Eukaryota; Ichthyosporea; Ichthyophonida. The record is from RefSeq and is a predicted model, not a curated record.